UCGAAUGUAAUCAUCCCUGAUCGAUCGCAAAUAAAAGAAAAUAGAAAAAGAAGAAAAAAGGAAAGAAAUAAAAAAAAAAAAAAUACUAAUAUAUAAAAAUAUUAAUAAAUGAAAUUAUUCUCGCGAUUAAGAGAUAUCGGAUAUAAUUUAGCAGAUACCUUCGCUAAAUCCUUUUCGAUUAACAAAGGGAGCAAUAAAAAUGUCGUGUGCGUAACUCUCUCUGCUAUACGUUUAUCACUGCAUUCACAUCUUCUUUUACUUUCUGUAUUUCAUCUACUUGCGUGUAUAACGCCAAAAUAUUCUAACUAUAAGUAUUUUAAUAAUGCUCUUGCAUAUCAUCGCGCGAUAUGUAUGUACGUACAAAAGAAAGAAAAAAAAAAAAAGAAAGAAAGAAAGAAAGAAAGCGAAGAGGGGAAAGAGCAAGAUAGACACACUGUGCGCUUGGCGUUAUCAAUGAAAAGAAAGAAAGAAAGAAAAAAAAAAAAAGAAAAAAGGAAAAAAGAAAAGAAAAAGAGAAGAUAAAACAAAAUAAAAUAAAAACGCGUGUAGGGAAAACGAGUACGAGAAGAAAAAAAAAAAGAAAAAAAAAAGAAAAAAAACCAGAAGGAAGAAAAUACAUUUUAAAAGAAACACUAUGGGAAAACAUUUGGAACGUAUUUACGUGUAUAUUACAUACUUUCUUAUACAUAAUAUACUUAUAAAUUUCUCUUCGUAAAAGAGCGUUCGAAGAAGAACGAAACGGGUGUAGAUUUUGGGCUACGUGCAACCUUUGAGAGACGAUAUAAUUAUUGAUUUUUUAAAAUCACGAAAAUAGAAUUUUGAUACAUUGUAUACAUUUUGUAUAUAGAAAAAUAUGCUAUGUACGUUCGAUCGCUAUCAAUCCAUGGAUGUUUACUGUAUUCUACCUAAUUUCAUUCAUUCUUUACACUGUGAGAUACCCAAAUUUUUCCCGCGUUGACGCGUACGCAAGGCGUAUAUAUACACAUAUACAUAUAUAUACAUAUAUAUAUAUACAUAUAUAUAUAUAUAUAGGUAUGGAUGUAAGUAUGUAUGUACAUAAAAUACGUACAUACGUAAUGUGUACGUCGUUUAUAUUCGAGGAUGUACUUAAAGGCCAAAUUUGAGAAAACAAAGUUCGUCGGUGUAUAUUGAAAAAUGAAAAGAUACACCUAAAUAUAGGCUCGUAUUCUUAUCGCUUUAUUCGUAAACAAAUCGUACGUAUAAUAUGCGUACGUAGAUCAUCACGAUAAAGCUGAGCAUCAAACACUAUUCCUUCUUCGUGUAAGCUAAUCGAUCGACGCGAUAAAGGGUAAGGAUGCGAAUCUAAAAAAAUCUACGAGCGUAUUAUUCUUAAGUAAUUCAUCGCAAUGCGCGUCGCAAACUCUGAAAAUGUGAUUAUCUUUCACCCUUAGGAUUAUAAAAAAAAAAAAGAGAAAAAAAAAGAAAAAAAAAAAUAAUGUACAGAAUGCACAAGGAACUAUAACAAUCACACAGAAUGAAGAAGUCAUAAUAGGUACACACAGACACUGUACAUAAUUCAUAUGUAGUCGAUAAGAAUAUUUUUUGUACGUAGUCAAUUUAGAGUAAAAAUUCUAUCGCUGCAUCGCGCCAAUUCGUUCUUCGCCACUCUUUACGAAACAAAAAAAAAAAAAAAAAAAAAAGAAAAAAAGAAAAAAAAAAGAUUCAAAUGCGAAAUUCAUUAUGAACGAAAUGAAUUAUCUUGUAUUUUAUUUUAUUAACGGUGACGAUAUUCGUAUUUUCUCCUUUCCCCUUUGAUACUUUGAUUAUCAACGAUUCUUUCUAAUUGAUUUCGAGCUUGAGAAUAAUUCUCUCCACGAUCUCCACGUUCUAUCGAUAAUAUUUUAUUCCUAUCGAAUCUCGGAACAAAUUCAAAACAAUUUAUAUUAUAUUUGUUUGGUACCUUAUUAAAAUUAAAAAAAAAAAAAAAGAAAAAAAAAGAAAAAAAAUAUGGAAUAUGAGAAAAAAUUUAUAUUGCAAAAUUAUCAUAUUAUUAAUAUCGACGAUCGAUGAUAUAUAGCAUGUAAAAUCGUUAAAUCUAUAAACGACAUUAAUGUCAUCUCUAUGAUUGAUCUAUAUCUCUGGAAUUAUAUUUUAUUUAUGUCAAUUGUGCAAAAUGUUAAAAGAAUAAUUGAUCCUUAAAUCGAAAAAAUUAAUAGAUUGUGUUUCCAUAUCGGCGAUUUUUCAAUUGCACCACGCUAUUUCAUCGAUCAGCAAAAAACAGGAUAUAGUUGGUGCAGCCUGAAGAUUUUAGAACGUUCAGAAUUUUAAUUAAACGAACAAAUUGUUCUUGGCGUCGCUUCGAAAUACGUUAGUCAGAGUGAACGAGAUGUACGCGAUGAAUAUAAUAACGCAGAGUAUCGAGAGAGAGAGAGAGAGAGAGAGAGAGAGAGAGAGAGAGAGAGAGAGAGAGAAGAGUGUGAAAAUGUUAUGGGAUCUUCUUUAUCCAUUAAAAAUCGCUACGUUUUGACAUGAAUCGUUCAUUAAAACUAAUCUCCUGUAAAUAUUGCUCGUACAUCGAACUGUUCUUGUAAAUACGGAUAUUUCAUUGUAUGAUGUAUGAUAAAUAAUGAAUUUUCAACGGACCAUAUCAUAGCGUUUGCUAUUUCUCCUAGGUAUGUAUAUAAAACAAGAAUCGUAACAUUUUCUUUUCGUUCAUUUAAUUAUUUCUUCGUCGUUAUUCUAUCGUCUAAUUCAAUGCAAAAGUGGUCAUAGUCAAAGACGCGUAGAAAUACAAAAGCUUCUCUAAUGAGAAUAAAUCUUAUCAAGGAGAAUGAUCUUCGUUUGAUGUUUCGAUAAUCUUGAAUGUAAUAACGAGGUGCAAAGGUAAUGAUCCAAUAACGAUCGGGCCACUCCUCAUCGAUAUAAAUGGUUUACGCGAUUUUUAGGAUAGCUUAACGUAUAUCGAAGAAGCUACGAAUUAUGAUGUCUCUAAAUAUAAUAUCGAUCUAGAUUUUAUAUAACGCGUACAAGAGAGAAUCUGAAAGAUUGAAAGUAAGAAAGAGAGAGAGAGAGAAAGAGAGCAUGCGAGUGCGCGUUGCAAAAUACACGUUCGGCAGAUUAAUAAAUCGUAUUUUCGAGAUAUAUUUUGUUCGUCAAAUUAUUAUACCAAUAUCAUGCGCCAUUCCUGCCAUCCUUAAUAAAAUAUCCAUAGAUUUAUGUCGAUGUGCACGAAUUAAACGUAAACUUGAUUACGUUCCUUUUUACUUAACCUUCAAAUAAACUUAUUGAAAAAAGGGAAAAAAAAAAACGCAAAAAUCUCGAUUACUCAUAUUAAUGCAUAAUAAAUUUGAAAGGAAAGAAUUUACUUACAUAAAAAAAGAAUAUCAUUUACUCAUUUUCCCUUUUUUCAAAUAUCUCGGGUCGGCUUUUCGAAAUUUUUUUUUUUUUUCUUCUUUAGACUCAUCGUUAUACACGGCUGCAAGCUCGUAUUAAACGUACGAUAUUCAAACUGAUACGUAUCUUUAUAUAAUAAUCAAGUGAAUGAAGAAGAAAAAAGAUUGGCGAAUAAUUUUCUGCUGAAUAUCUAAAUAAACAUAAUCAGUUACUAACCUGUUGAAUGUUAUCAUUAGUAUACAGAUAUCUAAGAACGAAAAUAAUUUUGAAAGCGUAUCGCGACAAUAAUCUUAAAUCUUACGCGAGAUCAGAUAUACCUUCGUAUGCAUACGCGCGACUAAAUACUAACGGUUAUUUUCUGGGCCGAUGCACACAAAGCUCGUAUUAAACGUACAUAUUCAAACUGAUACGUAUCUAUUUAUAAUAAUCAAAUGAUUGAAAAAGAAAAAAGAUUGACGAAUGAUUAUCUGCUUAAUAUUUAAAUAAACAUAAUCAGUUACUAACCUGUUGAAUGUUAUCAUUAGUAUAUAGAUAUCUAAGAACGAAAAUAAUUUUGAAAGCGUAUCGCGAUAAUAAUCUUAAAUCUUACGCGAAAUCAGAAAUACCUUUGUAUUCAUACGCGCGACUAAAUACUAACGGUCAUUUUCUGGGCCGAUGCGCACAAAGCUUUCUCAUUGGUUGAUAUUAAUACAUUAUUGACCAAUCAAAGAAUAAAUAGAAAAUGGUAUACUCGAUUAAUAUAUUUCUCGAACAUAUUAAUAAUUAUUUCAAAUCUUCAUCGAAUUGGUUCUAAAAAAAUAUAAUUAUUGAGAAUAUUUCAUUAUUUUGCAUUUUAAGUCGAAUGGUUGCAACGAAAAGGUUUUUAGAAUUUUACGCAGAACUUAACCUCUCAACUGUCAAAACAAAAAAUUUAGUUGGUUAGAUUGAUUAUUUUUAACAUCUUUUAAUAUAUUUUAAUAUGUCUCAAGUAUAUGACAAUUAUUAUAAUGAUUAUCAUAAAAAUGCUGAAAUGCAGCAGAAUUUAAAAUAUAAAAAGAAAUAUCGGAAAUUGAAAAGAAUUGUGAAGGACACAGUUUUUGAAAAUGCAGCAUUAUGCGAUCAAGUGGCACAAAUGCAAGAAAAUCUUAUGCUUAUGAAAGAAGAGAGACUUUUUCUCCUACGAAAAUUAUGUCAGCAACAAGGAGAGAUAGACCCAGGUACAAUGAUGGUACGAUCUCAAUCGAAUAAUCUUAAUUCCUCUUCUUUCAAUUCAGAAUGUUCUACGCCUAAGAAGACAGUAAAGAAGAGAAUCUCAAUGGAUGCCUCGGAGACUAAAGUUAAGCCAAAACGAUAUAACAAAACAACAAGAAGAGCAGUAAACCUAAUACCUUUAGAUGUAAAUGGAAGACCUAUAUUUCCUAUUUCAUUAGGUGAUCUUACAGUAUAUUCUCUUGGUGAAGUGGUUUCAGAUAGAAUUGCAUAUCAUACAGAAGACCUCAUUUUUCCGGUAGGAUACUGUAGUACAAGAAUAUAUGCUAGUUUACGCGAUGUAAGAGCCAAAAGUUUAUACACUUGCAAAAUUUUGGAUGGUGGAUCGAGACCUAGAUUUGAAAUAGUCUCUGACAAUGAUCUCGAUCAAGCAUUAGUAGGAUCUACUCCCGACGAAUGUCAUUCACGAUUAUUAACAGCCAUUUCCCCUGCUCUUCGCUCAAUAACACCGAGAGGAGCUGAUUUUUUUGGUGUUUCACAUCCUACAAUUCAAAAUCUUAUACAAAGCUCCCCAGGAACUCGCAAACUUAUCGCAUACAAACAACAACGUUUCGAAGUAGGUAAGAAUCAUAUUAUUGAAAGAGGUACUAGUCCUAUGAUAGAAGAAGAGGCAGACCCAGGAUUAGGAUUUGCAGCUCUUCAUAAACACUAUGCGCUAUCUAAUUCUUAUAGAAUUAAGGAAGAACCUUCAGAUCACGAUCUUUUAGCUCUUCAAGAUUUACUUUCAUGAUUUUUUCAACAAAAAUAACAAAUACAUUUUAACUCUUUCUUUUAUAAUUCUUUACUUUUCUUUCUCUAUUGAAUGUGAACACAGAAUUAUAAAUAUAGUUUUCCUAGACGAGUA
Molecule: messenger RNA, 5446 nt
Organism: Vespa velutina
Lineage: Eukaryota; Metazoa; Arthropoda; Insecta; Hymenoptera; Vespidae
Product: transforming growth factor beta regulator 1
Exons: 5
Coding region: 4313-5332 (339 amino acids)
Biological process (GO): regulation of cell cycle
Cellular component (GO): nucleus
Source: RefSeq, a predicted model, not a curated record